Molecule: messenger RNA, 651 nt
Organism: Westerdykella ornata
Lineage: Eukaryota; Fungi; Ascomycota; Dothideomycetes; Pleosporales; Sporormiaceae
Exons: 2
Coding region: 1-651 (216 amino acids)
Source: RefSeq, a predicted model, not a curated record
AUGUCUCUGGAUCUUUCUAACCCAGGCCGCACCAUCCAAGCGGGAGUCAUCCUCAUGGGGCAAACGGAGAUUCUCGAUGUUGCCCCCAUCGACUUCCUCCAUGGCAUCAGCCGUCGGUUCAUAACAGCACUUCCGGUUCCGGACGAGAUCAAGGCUAAGGCGUUGGAUAUCGACUUCCACUGGGUUACGGAGAAGGGAGGACCGGCGAAACUGACCAGCAACAUCACCAUGGAGGCUACUGAUUCCUACGACUCCUGCCCACGGCUCGAUAUCGUUCUCAUGGGUGCUUAUUUUCCUGGUUAUACGCCCUCCGAUGCCGACCUUGGCUUCAUUCGCAAGGCCGCUGAUGAAUGCGCUGCUUUCAUCUCCAUUUGCGGGGGCAUUGUCCCGGCAGCGCUGGCAGGUGUACUCAAGAAUAAGACGUGUACUGGGCCAAGAGAACUGAUCCCUCAGUUUCCGGCAAUGCUGGAUCCAAGCAUCAACUGGGUUGAAAAGCGGUGGACGAGGGAUCGGAAGGUGUGGACCAGUGGGGCACUGUUGAACGGCCUAGAUCUGAUGAGAGAGUUUACCAAAGCCUACUGGCCGGAAUUGGCAGAGGCCGUUAUCCCGUUGGGCGGAAUGCCGGUGAGAAGCGCCGACUAUGAAUACUGA